UGAGUAAUCUUAAGAUUAAGCCUACUAACGUCGCAGAAUGGAAACAAAGACAUUACAUAACAGGCUAUCUUAAUAAGGACCAGGAAAUUAGGAUAUAUAUAACAGAGGUUAGUUGGUAUGAAUAUGAACUGCGAAGUCGCAAACUCAAUCAUGACGGAACCUUAGCAAAGUGUGAUAUACCGUGUAUCUGGCAAAAGAAAGAUUUAAAUAAUAUAACGUCCGAAGAGCUUAAACAUGCUGAUGCUUUUCUUUGUAUUAAUGAACCAAACUUACCAGAAAAGAAAGCCUGGGAAGGGCAAAAGUUUAUACAAUUUACUUUAGAACCUAAGACUUAUUGCCCAUACUGUCAUGAUGAAAACCACAUAUUCGAUAUCCUCGCUACGUACGAUGAGGAUUCUGAUGUACCUACAAGUUAUUUUGGAUUGGAUCCUGGAGCAAUGAAAACAAAAACACCUUUUAAUAUAACCCAACUCCCUCCCAAUUCAACACUUAUUUCGUUUAUCGCUUCCCGUGAGACUGAAUUCAGGAAAAAUUUUGUUCCAAGUCUUAUGAAACAUAUUCCUGUCGCAUCCUUCGGUGGUGUACAUCAUAACACUGAUUGGAAUAUUUAUCCUGAAUGCGAGAGGUUAGACUUCUUUGAAUCAAAGAAUUGUGUCCUUUCUAAAUAUCCUUUUUAUCUUGCAAUUGAAAAUUGUCAAGAAAAAGAUUACUCCACUGAAAAAUUUUGGAUUGC
This is a messenger RNA of Racocetra fulgida, 733 nucleotides long. Lineage: Eukaryota; Fungi; Glomeromycota; Glomeromycetes; Diversisporales; Gigasporaceae. The record is from the annotation of a GenBank genome assembly.